Molecule: messenger RNA, 13669 nt
Organism: Anopheles arabiensis
Lineage: Eukaryota; Metazoa; Arthropoda; Insecta; Diptera; Culicidae
Gene: Lrp4
Product: low-density lipoprotein receptor-related protein 4
Exons: 11
Coding region: 1195-7386 (2063 amino acids)
Molecular function (GO): calcium ion binding; protein binding
Source: RefSeq, a predicted model, not a curated record
AGAUGUACCGUUCGCGUGAUUGGCUGCACCGCAGGCCAGAUUUUUUUGAAGACUCAAAGUGUAACCGACAGUGUGUGUGCUCGCAUCAUGAGUAAGGGCUAUAAGAGAAGAUGCUAAACCAGUGACCGCCCAGGCUUGCCGCGUGACCUGUGACCGCGGACAUUGUGCUGUGUGUACGUGUGCGUGCGUGUGUGUGUGAAAAGAAGCUUGUGUGUGUGUGUGUGCUGGUGUUUUGUGUUUCCCUCCAAUCGGUCGCCGCAAAAUCUUAUCCUCCCCCUUCCCGAACCAACAAACAAACGAGAAAACACACAAAACACACAAAAAAACCCCCGAACCUGUAUGAUAACUUAACACCAGCCUAACCUCAACCAUGUAUCAAGAGCAAUGCUUGCGGGCGCGGACGGACGAAGAAGCAGAUGCAACGGCAGGAGCGGCAGCAGCAGCAACGGUAGCGCCCCCAUCAUCGAUUAGCUUGGCCGCGUGUGCACCGGUGCGGGUGCGUUGCCCACCCUAGGAGGGCGACCGGCAGGGUUUCGACGGGCAGGACCACCGCGGACCACCGCGGACACGGAAACUUCCGACAGCGUCAAACUUAGCAGCGCUUCACAAACGCGGUGCCGCUUAACUUUUUAAAUCUCUGAACGCCCCCCCCCAACCCCCCCACACUCCAAAGUGCUGUUCCCGUCUCCUUGUUUCCUCCACUUUUCGGGCACCGCCCCACCGCGAGGGGGGAAAAGGAUCGAGUUUUGUCGGAGAGCGAAAAAAAGGAAGAAAAAAAAAAACAGUUUCCGAAGAACAGUUCAGUGCCACAAACUUGCCCAAGCACUUGCCCAAGAGACUUGGACGCGAAACAAAGCGAAGCCGUAAAAACCUGGCCCAGUAUGCCCCAGGCGUUGGCUUAUUACUGGAUGUAAAAAAAAAAAAAAAAAAACAAAAAACAAAAACCAAAAAAUCGUGUGUGCGUGAUUGUGAGGCAGCCAAGUGUCGUUUGCUUCCUAGCCAAACUUACUGAAUCGAAUCGUUCAGCGGACUGUGAGGUGUUGUUUGGUUUUGCGCCUGCGGAAACUCCCCCACAAACACACACCGAGCGGGUCCGCGCUGGGGCGGAGGGGCGUGAGCUGCACGGCAGCGUUGGACGGUUCCGGCAGGCGAGCCGGAGCCGGAGGAACAUCAUACGCCACCGGGCGGUACAGGAUGGUGGUGGUGGCGGCGGCGGCGGAAUCGCGCCGGAACCGGGGCAGUGGCCGGUCGCACCGCUGUCUGGUCGCGCUGGCCGGGUUCGGCGUGCGGCUGGGCCUGAUCGUACCCCUGCUGACGGUACCGCUCUUCCUGGGCAUCGCGCACGGUGAGGAGCAGACGACGGAGAUCACGUCGGAGGGCGUCGGGCACUACGGCGGCAAGUCGGAGCAGUCGGGGCCGCCGGGGCCGAACCAGCUCGGCGCGGCCUGGCAGAUAUUCGGCUCGAACUCGAUGCGGCAGCCGGGGGGCGAGGGCCGGGUCGUCAAGACGAAGCCGCGCAAACCGAAACCCUACCAGAAGGACAUCCGGCCGCAGCUGCCGCCGGGCAAGAUCAUGAUGGCGCCGCCCCGGCGGCGCACCUUCCACCAGGCGACCCAGUACCCGAAGAACGCCUCGGUCGCGAUCGACCGUAGCGCGGGGCUGUCGCACCACCCGAUCGGGAGCCACGCGGCCGGUGGCAAUGUGUACGGCUCGAUGUCGCACUACGACACGGUGUACGGCAUACGGGGGGUCGAGCGGCGCGACAACGAUGGCUUCCGGCCGUUCGAGCGGUACGGGCCGAGCGCACACCUGGGCCACUACCACAUCCACCCGGACGACGACAUCUUCCGGCCGGACGAGGAGCUGCUGAUGGAGUCGGGCGGUGGCGGCGGUGGAGCGGGUGCCGCCGGCAAGGCGGACGGGCUGGCCGGGAUCGAGAGCUGCGACAUCAAGUGCGAGCCGCGCGAGUUCACCUGCGACAAGAGCUGCGCCUGCAUCCACAUGGAUCUGCACUGCGACGGGCAGGCGGACUGCGUGCUGACCGAGGACGAGCAGAACUGCGAGAUAGUGCACCAGCGGCUGGCCCAGCAGAUCAAGGACAACUGCGAGACGAGCGGCACGCACGUGAUCUGCGCGACCACGCACACCUGCAUCUCGCGCGACUGGCUGUGCGACGGGGACGACGACUGCGGCGACUACACGGACGAGACGCACUGCGGCAACCGGCACGACUGCACCGAGGAGAAGUUCGAGUGCCAGAACGGGAUGUGCAUACCGCGCGACUGGGUGUGCGACGGCGACAACGACUGCAACGACCUGUCGGACGAGAAGAACUGUACCAAACAGUGUACGCGGGACGAGUUCCGGUGCAAGGAUGGGUCCUGCAUCUCGGCCUCGUUCCAGUGCGACGGCGAGACGGACUGCAUCGACGAGUCGGACGAGGCGAACUGCGACCGGCCGAUGCAGAGCUGCCCGGAGGGCGAGUUCAAGUGCAAGGGCGCCCUGGGCGGUAUGGGCGGCCCGGGCGGCCGCUGCGUCCUGAUGCGGUUCCGGUGCGACGGCGACAACGACUGCGGCGACUGGAGCGACGAGGAGAACUGUGCGAAGAAGCAGGUCGACUGCAUGAUCAACGAGUUCAAGUGCGAUGAUGGCGACUGCAUACCGCUGCAGUGGCGCUGCGACGACAAGCAGGACUGCAACAAUGGCGAGGACGAGAAGAACUGCCCGGUGGAUCGGAUCGCCGGGCGGACCUGCUCGCCGGACGAGUACACGUGCAAGGAUGGCCGCUGCAUACUGCGAUCCUGGGUGUGUGACGGUUCGGCCGACUGUCGGCGCGGCGAGGACGAGCAGGACUGCGACAUCAAGUGUGAGCUGAACCAGUUCCUGUGUCCCUCGGGCAGCCGUAAUAGUACGCGCGAUUCCAGCGUGUGCAUCAACCAGAAGCAUGUGUGCGACGGCCACACCGACUGUGCGAACGGCGAGGACGAGAUGCGCUGCCCGAUCGUGCACCCGUGCGGGGCCCACUCGCGCUGCGAGCAGCUCUGCAUCACGGCGUACAGCGGCCGGGAGGAGUGCAUGUGCCGGCCGGGCUACCUGCUCCACGGCAACGGCUACAACUGCACCGACAUCGACGAGUGCAGCAUCACGAGCAAUCCGGUCUGCUCGCAGGAGUGUCUGAACGUGGCGGGCAGCUUCCGGUGCUCCUGCCAGCCCGGCUACGUGCUGCGGCCGGACCAGCGCACCUGCAAGGCGGUCGGCGGCUCGGUGAAGCUGCUGAUGGCGAACCGGGCCGACAUACGGCAGGUGUCGCUCAGCAACAACCAGUACACGUCGAUCGCGAAGGGCCUGCCGAACGCGAUCGCGCUCGACUACCACUACCGGCAGGAUCUGCUGUUCUGGACGGACGUGUCGAUCGACGUGAUCAAGCGGUCGCACCUGAACGGGAGCGGCGUGCGGGACGUCAUCAAGUGGGGGCUGGAGUCGCCGGGCGGGCUGGCAGUGGACUGGAUACACGAUCUGCUGUUCUGGACGGAUUCGGGCACGCGCCGCGUCGAGGUGUCGACGCUCGACGGCCAGAUGCGGGCGGUGAUUGCGGCGAGCGAUCUGGACAAGCCGCGCGCGAUCGCGGUCCAUCCGGGCCGGGCGCUGGUGUUCUGGACCGACUGGGGCACGGCGCCGAAGAUCGAGCGCGCGUUCAUGGACGGGUCCGACCGGCAGACGAUCAUCGCGGAGGCCAUCUUCUGGCCGAACGGGCUCACGAUCGACUACACCAGCAGCCGGAUCUACUGGGCGGACGCGAAGCACGUGAUCGAGAGCGCCAACUUUGACGGGCGGGCGAGGCGCAAAAUCCUCAGCAACAACCUGCCGCACCCGUUCGCGCUCGCCCUGUUCGAGGACUCGAUGUACUGGACGGACUGGCACACGAAAACCAUCUCGACCGCGAGCAAGGUGAACGGGCGCGGCUUCCGCGUCGUGCACGAGGGGCUCCACUUCCCGAUGGGCAUCCAGAGCUACCAUCCGUCCCGCCAGCCCGACUUCACCAACCGGUGCGCGGCGGACAAGAGCGGCCGCAAGGGGGGCUGCUCGCACCUGUGCCUGCCGGCCCGGACGCACCGCCGCUGCGCCUGCCCGAUCGGGCUGACGCUGCGCCCGGACCAGAAGACCUGCUCGACCGUGCCGGACAAGCUGCUGCUGAUCGCGCGCAAGAAGGACGUCCGGGUGCGGCAGCUCGAUGCGGCCAACCCGGUCGACAUGGUGCUGCCGCUGGACGGCAUCAAGUCGACCGUCGCCGUCGACUGGUGCAGCCGCACGAACGUCAUCUACUGGACGGACGUCGGCAAGAGCAUGAUCAGCCGGGCGUUCAUCAACGGCAGCCAGCAGGAGGCGAUCGUGAAGGCGAACCUGAUCUCGCCCGCCGGUCUCGCCCUCGACUGGGUGACGGACAAGAUCUACUGGACGGAUCCGGGCACGAACCGCAUCGAGGCGGCGACGACCGACGGGCGCCAGCGGGCACUGCUGAUCUGGGAGCGGCUGGACAAACCGCGCGACAUUGUGGUGCACCCGGGCGAGGGCUACAUGUUCUGGUCGGACUGGGGCUCGAACCCGCUGAUCGAGCGGGCCGGCAUGGACGGUACCGGCCGGUUCACGCUCGUGUCGGAGAAUCUGCAGUGGCCGAACGGGCUGGCGCUGGACGUGGACAAGCAGCGGCUGUACUUCCUGGACGGCGGUACGAAGUCGCUCGAGUACGUCAACUACGACGGCACCGGGCGCAACCGGCUCAUCACCGAGGGGCUGAAGCACCCGUUCGGGCUGGACGUGUACGAGAAGCGCGUCUACUGGACGGACUGGGACACGCACAGCAUCCAGGUGGCGAACAUGUACAACGGGCACGACCGGCGCACGAUACUCGCGAACAACACCGACCUGAUGGACAUACGCGUGUUUCACCGGAACAGGCGCGACUCGCGCAACCCGUGCGCCCACAAGAACGGUGGCUGCUCCUACAUCUGUCUGCUCAACCCGACCAGCUACAGCUGUGCCUGCCCGAUCGGUAUCCAGCUGAAGGACAAUGGUAAAACGUGCAAGAGCGGCCCCUCCAACUAUCUGGUGUUUGCGCACCGCACCGAGGUGCGGCAGGUGUCGCUCGACAGUGACUAUCAGAUCGAUGUGGUGCUGCCGCUGCCCCCGAUCUCGAACGUGGUCACGCUGGACGUCGAUCGGCGCACCGGCGAGAUCUACUGGGCGGACACGAUCGAGGACGUGAUCAUGCGCUCCACGCCGGACGGCAUGCGCAUCAAGCAGAUCUACAGCGAGAGCAUGACCAGCGUGGACGGGCUCGUGAUCGACUCGAUCGGGCGCAAGCUGUACUGGACCGACGCCGGACGGAAGGUGCUGGAGGUGAGCGACCUGGAGGAGGGCAUACGCAGUGCGCUGGUGUGGAAGGAUCUGGAGCAGCCGCGCGGCAUCGCGCUCGACUACGAGUCGGGCUACCUGUUCUGGUCGGACUGGGGCGCCAACCCGCGCAUCGAGCGGGCCGACAUGGACGGCGAGAACCGGGUCGAUCUGAUCACGGAGGGGCUCGGCUGGCCGAACGGGCUGGCCGUCGACCGGGCGGCCAAGCGGAUCUACUGGGCCGACGCACAGAUGAAGACGAUCGAGUCGUGCACGCUGAGCGGCGGGGCGCGCACCAAGGUGGUGGAAAAUUUGCCCCACCCGUACGCGCUCGCCGUCACCGGGCGCACCAUCUACUGGACGGACUGGAUCACGAAGGCGCUCCACUCGGUGCCGAAGGGCAACCCGGCCCACAUCCGGAACGUCACGCACGGGCUGGAGGGCCUGAUGGAUGUGAAGGUGGUGCAGGAGGACGAGGAGCGCCAUCUGGAGAAUGUGUGCGGGGCGGGCAACGGGGGCUGCUCGCACCUGUGCCUGCGCAAUCCGACCGGCUACUCGUGCAAAUGUCCGACCGGGCUGACGAUGCGGGAAGGCAGCACGACCGACUGCAAAACCCUGCCGGACGAGUACCUGCUGAUAGCACUGCGCUCGGGCAUUGGGCGCAUCUCGCUCGACACGCCGGACCUGUUCGAUGUGGUGCUGCCAAUCGAGGGCGUGCACGGUGCAGUCGUGCUAGACUACCACUUCGACAGCAUGUACGUGUUCUACGCCGACGUGAACGUGGACGCGAUCCGGCGCGUCAACAUGCACAACUACUCCGACACGCAGGUGAUCGUAUCGAGCGGGCUGAACACCCCGAACGGCAUCGCGGUCGACUGGCUCGCAGACAACCUGUACUGGACGGACACGGCCCUGAAGAAGAUCGAGGUCGCCCGACUGGACGGCUCGUGCCGGAAGGCCAUUCUGACCGACGGGCUGGACGAUCCGCGCUCGAUCAUCCUCUAUCCGAAGCGGGGCUUCGUCUUCUGGGCCGACUGGGGCCAAACGCCCAAGAUCGAGCGGGCGUACAUGGACGGGUCCGAGCGGCGCAGCAUAGUCGACUUCGAGCUCGGCUUCCCGACCGGCCUGGCCAUCGACUUCGACGCGAAGAAGCUGUACUGGGCGGACGCACUGCAGGAUCGGAUCGAGCUGUGCGACUUCGACGGGCGCCGGCGCCAGCAGGUGGUGUCGCACGCGACCCAUCCGUUCGGUUUCACGCUCACCGCGACGCACCUGUACUGGACCGACUGGUACAACAAGUCGGUACUGCGCGCACCGAAGCACAGCGUGUCGAGCGUCGAGGUGGCGCGGUUCAGCUUGCGCGGUGCGCUCGAGAUACGGGCCGUGUCGGGGCAGCGGCAACCGCACGACUGGAACCCGUGCCGCAGCGACAACGGUGGCUGCUCGCACCUGUGCCUGUACGCCGAGACGCGGUACGUGUGCGGCUGCCCGGACAUACCGGACGCGCAUCACUGCGACCCCGAGCCGGCCAUCCUCGUGGCGAUGAAGCCGAACGACGAGAUGCUGUCGGCGAGCGAGGAGAAACCGCCCCACUCGAACGGCUCGAUCGUGCUGAGCAGCAGCCGAAUGCACGCGCAGCUAGUCAUCAUAGCGACCGCCAUCUUGGCCGGGCUGCUUAUCAUCGUCAUCAUCGCCAUCUUAGUGCUGAUUGUCAACUCGAAACGCAAGCAGAGUAAGAAAAGCUCGCGCAGUGCCAGCGACGUGCUGACCUUUACCAACCCGAACUACAACGGCAUCGAGGGUCUCUGCCAGACCGGCGAUUCCGGCUCGUCGCGCAACACCAUCUGGAAGCGGCUGAAGUACGAUCGGGCACAGGAGCGUGUUUUUGAGGAGAAGUAUCUGGGCGUCCAGCAUCACGGCACCAGCAACGGUAGCUACCUAGCGUCGACGCCCACGUCCCAGAUAACACCGGUGUCGGCUGUUCUGCCCGUCUAAAGCGCUCUAAGCUGUUUGGGGGCAUGCCAGUCCUUGUGGGUGUAUAGUUCCUGCUGUUCGCACGAGGCGAUUCAUUGACGAUACCCGAAUUCCGAACACAUCCAAGGGCAGACUGAGGACGAGCGGCAUGGACAAAGGGGUUGUUUUUACUCUCCUUCCCGCCGGCAUCUCCUCCUGCAGUUCUGCUACUAGCGAGGAAGACAAACAAAAAACAAAAACCACACACAUAUAUAUAUAUAUAUAUAUAUAUAUAUAUAUAUAUAUAUAUAUAUAUAUAUAUAAGAGAACAGAGUCCUGAGAGGAAAACGGAACACGAACCUUAAACUGCUCAAGCAAGAAUGUUAUAUACAUUACAGACUGGGACACAAAUUGGGAAUGUUAUGACUAUUACAGGCAGCUAAAUCACAACAUCGUUAAAUCGAAAAGAGAGAAAGAAACAAAAACACACACACACACAUUAAAGAACUUUACAGAAUAUUAAGAUAACAUUUCAAUUUAAUGAAAUAUUCUAUAGCGUUUGCAACGCAGCAGCAACUCGCUGGUAGAUGGUAUCCCCAGGCAGUGGCCUUUGGGGAGCCUGGAUGGGAGGAAAUGUACUGGAAAAGCUGUGAGCUAAAAUACAUACCGGUGGUCCGGCACCGUUUCCGUUUGAUACUUCCGUUUGAAGCGUUGCAUACACCCAUACAUAUGCGUAAACAUGCUGUGAACUAUCCCGGUGGUGGCGAAAGAGAUAAAAAUAUAGAUGAAAAGAGAAAAAGAGAGAGAGAGAGAGAGAGAGAGAGAGAGAGAGAGGGGGGGGACAGGGAGAGAGAGAGAGAGCACCACCGACAAAACAAACCAUAAAGCAAACGAUUCCAUUACACGUUUGUCAGACAACACAUCUUUGCCCACAUCGGGCCAUCUUUUCCACCUACGCUCGGUUCACUGUAUCCAUUCAAAGAAGAAAAAAAAAGAAGAAGAAAAAGAUGUUGAUGAUGUUUAGCAGAAAUGCACAAACCAAUACUGACAGAGAUUGCGGAACUCCUAAAAGCAGAUCUUUUGCUCCAGCAAGAAGCUGUCGUCUUAAUAUCUUCGUGCGUGUGUGCGUGCGUGGCUGUGUAAAUACACCCACCCAUACGCACACGCACAAUCAACGCAAACAGGCAAAGACAUUCGGGCAGCAAUCACCGCCUGGUUGGAUGUUGAGGAUGAAUGGGGUCCUACGCGAACCCGUUUUAGAAGCUAAAUUUGUAUAUUUGUAGGUGAUCUGUACACGUGUACUGUGUGUUUUCAAUUCAUUCUGCAUGAAUUUGUAUCUAAGGAAGAUAAAAAACGUAGGACGACGAAGAAGAGGAAGAAUACAUGAUACCAUACCACGAAAUGAAGAGAAAGAGGAAGAAAAAAAAGCAACAAACCAUACAAAUAAAGCAAACAAACAAGGGCAACGAGAUUGUAGUGGUAGAAGGCGAGGGCGAACUUGAUACGACUAUAUAGGAGGCUGUGUUGUGUACCAAUCUGACGUGUGGGUGCGCGUGUGUGUGUGAGUGACGGUUCUAGUCGCGAACGUUACUUAGCAAGCGCUUGCACUCUGCCUGCUAGACGUCAGCGUACGUCAGACUGUUGGAUCUGUACAGUGGAGAGGGCCGCAUCGCCUGUUGUCCCCGUGCGUCGGUGGCUCCGGACCGCGGGACCAACGUAAGAGGUGGUGUGUUAACAUCCAACGUCUUUAAAUUCGGUUGUUAAUCAGUGGAUGUGUCUAUAAUCGUACACACUCACACACAGACACACCCCCGCGGCAGCUCAAAACUCAUAACUCGAGUGGCAAACGCAUGUUGUGCUCCGAGGUGUACUACGUUAUUAGUAGCGAUACAGUAGAGCGACAGCCCAGGCCGCCAGAGCCGCUGCUCGAGCCUGAGCAAACAAAACAGACAAACCGAACAAAAAUGGGGUGGGGCCGACACUCAGACAGCCGCAGCCGAAGUUUGGCCAUCGGAUGCGGUCGCUCCGGUCGCUCGCAGGACGGCGUUACUGGCGUUCUUCGUUCAGUUCUACUCAAAAGCACACCUGUUUUCGAAUCUACCAAGCGCUGCUCUGUUUAGCAUGUUGAGACUAUUGACUGAUUAUAGCGAUGUAUGUAUCUAGUUUAACCGGACGACGAUGUUGGGAGGGGCGGGCUGUGCAAGGGAUGGUUUGAAGCAAACCAACGCCACCCAGUGGACGCGGUCGGAACGAUUAGUGAAAGGGGACGAACGAAGCUUUACGAAUUCUUGGUGGAUUCUUUGGGGUGAUCGGGUCCUCGGUGCACCGACCUUGGACGAUUGGCUGGAGCUGGGCACAUGGAGUUUAAAGUUUUUGUUGUUUUGUCGGGAUUUAGGGAUACCGAGGGGGAUAUCAAAACCCAAAACACUGCUCAUACCUCCCCUCCCCCGCUGUUGGCGACCGAACGUUUUGCCGCGUGGUUUGGUGUGCCCGUUUGUUGGGGUCCUACACGACAGGGGGAAGGAGAGAUUGAAACAAACAACACAAAGAAAUUAAGAAAAGCCAAGCAAAUACGAAACAAACUUAUUUGUAAAUACUGUGUACUACAAGGGCAACACACACACAACCACACAUGCACAUAUUACACUUUACACAUACAAACAGAGCAACAUGGCGAGAUUGUCAUCGGAGUAGUGUGUGGACGUGCAGCAAACAGCACAGUGGCUUGACAGUGCAACAAUGUGCCAAAACAUCGAAUUGGAUCGGUUGCAAUCAACACGUAAGACUCGCGCACUUGGGGACAGCUGCGCGAAAACUUGCGGGGCCCAGUCUAGCUCCAACUUUCUGUGGGUACACUCAGCGGUAGCUUCCUCGCAUGCAUUGCAGCCUGCUGGGUGGAAGUGGACAGUCUGUGUCGGUGGUCCGUUUGCACUGCUUACGGCGCCGGAGGCUCAUGAAGGUUGUGCAAAACAACCUGGAACGCUGUGAGCAGAUGCAUCACGGGCAGCAACCGGCAGAUGUACUGUCGCCUACCAGUGCGCUGCGUUUGCUGCGUGCUACAGCCGAGUGUCUCCUUAGGCCCGCGAGUUUCCGAGCCGUCUCCGAAGGCGUGUGCGAAUGCGUUAAAGAAUGCGAAAGAGAAGCAAAAACAACCCAUAAACAAGUUGAAGACAGUGUGAAGGAAAACAAUUCAACAUCACUUUCCCAAAUAUUCAAAAAAAAAAUGCAUAAUGGUUGCACGACUGUUUUGCCGCUCACGCUAACACAUCGUAAGCGAUACUCACCCCCGGGACAGCUCGACCGGUCUGCUUGCUAACUGUCUACACAAAAAAAAAACGGAAAACAGGCAAAAGUACACAAUACAAUCUCUGUCAAAGGAGCAAACAAACGAUGCAUCACAGUGUUGCAUUGCGAGUAACUAAAAAACUUUACGGUACUUGAAACACAGGGCAAUACAUUCUAAUCGGACUCGGUGUCUAUCGUUUCCAUAGCUGUGCGCGUGUUUGACAAGAUGGGCGGCAGAGGCCAACCCCCCCAAGCAAGCCCCUACGCUCCCGCAAAGCAAACCGUUGCUGCGGCAAACUUGGCACCAGCUUGGUGCCCUCAAUCGAAGGGGCUCUACAUUGAGGCUCACACUACCGGGGGCCAGGUUUGACCCCACCCCGAACGGUUUACGGAUGCGCUUUAAGGGGCGUUUGUUGAUUGUUGCAAAAAGAAGAAGCAAAAAAAAAAACUCAUUUGCCUCAUCGUUCAUACAAGCUGUUUCGAACGUGUUACUUUUCUCUUGCCUCAAGACCUGAACUGGAACAGCGGCAGUUAUUACUUGGUACUUAGCGUCACGCUAAACGUCAAGUUUAAGAUAAAACAAUAUAAAUAACGUAAACACUACAAACAAAAAAACAAAACCAAAAGAAGAGACGGGCUGUUUGCGAUGCUACAUUGCGAGCGAUCGGGGAGGGAAGGGCAACAUAAACAAAGCAAAACAAAAACACAGCAGCAAAAGCGCAUGCAUUUCUUGCAGGUUUUUGAAUCCGCGAAACGCAUCAUCAGAAUGCGCGUUUUAGUGCAGCCGUACCGUGGGAGGUGCGGAAAUUUUUAUGUUUGUUUGUGUGCUGAGAGUAGAGAGUCGGGGGGGCAGCAACACAGCAACACAAAUGCAUGUUUUGCUCGGGAAAUUUACGAUAGGGUUGGUAAGCGUCGGUGACGCUCUGCCGCUGUACAGGGCAACGGUAGAAGUGCGCUCGGGGCAAUCACGCUCAAUGGCUCUAGAGGGGUUCGCCGCAUCCGUCACUUCGAUUGUUGCCCGCUGCAUGUGCAUGUACGGCUAAUGCGCCGCGGGGGGGACAAAGUGUUGGAGUAUUUUAUUAAUUGAUUUGGUUGUGUUUGUUUUUUUACGGACACAGUUUAUGAUAUCAUCGGGAAGGUUACAAAUCGGCCGUCCCAGUUUAUACAUGUAAAAACAAAAUUAAAAAAAAACACAAACACACACACACACACACACAAAAAAGCCGCAGGCGUUACAUAAAGGCAACGGGGGGAGAAAUCCAUUGGAAGGGUCGCGUUGGGUAUGCGAACGAAUCUCGCGGAGUGAAAUUUGCGCAAGGCUCUACAAAUUUUACUAUCGCCGAGAUAUUCGCAGGGGGGGGGGGGGUAUAUGACAACAACAACAACAACAACAACAAAAACACUCACAUACACUCUGAGAUUUAGUAUAAGCAAAAUGCUCGGGAUGGGGUAGAAAGAAUGAGAGAAAGAGCGAAAGAGAGCAAAAGAGAGAGAAACCAUAGUGUAGAGCGUUCCAAAUGCUACAACAGUAAAUGAAUUAUGAUGUAAAACGGAUGUGAAUAAUUUAUUACCUACCUUAUAUAGUGUUAUAAGGAUAAUACAAGUUUUGGCAGGGUUAUAGACAAACAAACAAAAAAAAAACUGGCUUGUGAACAAAAACAAAAUGGGGGAGACCGAGGAAAGCCGCAACGCUUCGUUCGGAUCUCUUGUUUGAUGCUCAUUUUAAACAUUAUUUGUAGGGUAUAUCUUAGGAGGUCCAGUUAAAGUGGACAGUAAGGAUCAUCUACGCAAUGCAUUUAACGGAAGGAAGAAAAAAAAAGACAGUACAGUACGUAUGAUUUUUGCUAACACACAGUGUGAACACAAUACAACAUAACACUGCACCAGUCGGUGCAAAGCAAACAGAACAAACCUACACAACACACACACACACACACACACAUGAGAGAUUUCGCGAUGUGAAACGAAGGAAAAAGCGUUCCAACCGUAAGUACACGAACCAGGUGCAUGCUAAUGCCGUUCGGAUGCGGUUUGGAAAGGCAAAACUAAACACACACAUUCACACACAAACACAAUAACACAAACACAGAUUCACAUUUACAAGCGAGUGAAACAGAGAGAAUCGAAGAAUGAUAUAAUGGUUGAAUGAGAGGCGGUACCGCGCAUCUAACGUAAGAUUGAUUGUGAAUGAGGAAGUAUAAAACAUUUGAUAACCUCGAAGAGGGCAUAGCAAGAGCGUAGCAAACAAAACGAGCAGCAACACACACAAAAAAAACGAAGACGAGUCAAACGAAACACAAACAAACACACAUGAAGGUCAGUGAGUCUAACUCGCAAAUGAUUCAGAUGAUAUUUAUAUUUUUAAAAAGAAAAACCAAACAAAAAAGUGAAUAGUCCUGCAUUUACUAGGAACAAAAGAAGAAAAAAUGUCGUUUAAACUACAAAAAAAAAGCACAGCAUGCGGAAUGGUGAAAAUGCCGUUUGGCGUGGACAGAGUGGAGCAGAUUGAACAGAUUGGUAGAGCGAGAAAGCGAGGGAAACGGCGAAAACAAUUGAGCGGACACGAGCAAAUAAAAGGGGGAAAAAAGGUAAGGGGUGGAAGAAAACAGUUCUCAAAUCAAUGUAUAUUAGGAAUUUAACAAGACAAACCAAAACCGGAAAGCAAAUCACAAAAAAAAACAACACCAUACACAAUACAGACACACACGUACACAUGAAUACAAACAAACAAGUGCAAGCAAAUCGAAGCAACAACACAACAACAAAAAAAACAAGAUGAGAAAAUAUGUUAAGGUAUUCUGACACACCAAUCAGCUCAACUAAAAGCAACUGGAUGACAGGGGAAAACAAAGGGAAACGAACCUGCCAUCAAACACACGGAAGCAAAACUACAACAAAAAUAAGGUACGUGAAUGGAAUGAGCUAGCAAACGAGUGACGAAACACAAGCAAGCAAACAAGCGAACAAACAAUAAACUAGAUGAUGUGAAAUGGACAAAUUGGACAAACAGAAACACAAACGAUGAGCAAAGAAAAAAAAA